AGUUUCAGCUCAGUGACCUCUCAGCUUUAGCACCAAGCUAGAAUAACAAAUAAAAGGAAGAUGACGGAGUCGCGACAAACCCAAUACAAAAAUAUGGGCAAGGACAGUGAAGCUCUGAGGAAGAGUCGUGUGGAAAAUAUUAUUUCAAUUCGAAAAGAUAAACGUGAAGAAACACUGUCAAAGCGUCGUAACAUACCUGUUGAGUCGUUGGAUUCGGAUGAUGCAUCAACGAGUGCAGGGGGUGUAGUUGUUAAUGGAACAUACAAUCGCAGUAUUCUGGAAGAUAUUGUUAAGAGAGCAAGCAGUCAGGAUCAGGAGGUGCAGCUCGCAGCUGUGCAACAAGCACGAAAAUUGUUGUCAUCUGAUCGUAAUCCACCAAUUGAUGAUUUGAUUGCCUCUGGUAUUUUGCCGAUAUUGGUGCAGUGUUUAAGUUCCAACAAUGUAACACUGCAGUUUGAAGCAGCAUGGGCAUUAACAAAUAUUGCAUCUGGAACUUCGCAGCAAACGCAGUCUGUUGUUCAGGCUGGCGCUGUGCCCUUGUUCUUGGAACUUCUGUCUUCGGGCAAUAUGAACGUUUGUGAGCAAGCUGUUUGGGCUCUUGGAAAUAUUAUUGGUGAUGGUCCACAUUUUCGCGACUACUGUAUUCAGCUUGGAAUUGUUGAACCACUGCUGAAAUUCAUUACACCUGGGAUCCCGAUUGGAUUCCUUCGUAAUGUUACUUGGGUUAUCGUCAACUUAUGUCGUUCCAAGGAUCCGCCACCAUCACCAGAAAUUGUUCAAACACUUUUACCUGCGUUAGCUGCCCUGAUAAGUCAUACGGAUCAAAAUAUAUUGGUGGAUACCGUAUGGGCAUUAUCAUAUCUCACGGAUGGUGGAAAUGAGCAAAUCCAAAUGGUCAUUAAUAGCGGUGUUGUGAGCAAUUUGAUUCCACUUCUUUCCCAUCCUGAAGUAAAGGUCCAAACUGCAGCACUUCGUGCUGUCGGAAACAUCGUUACUGGAACGGAUGAGCAGACACAACUUGUUUUGGACUGUGGCGUUUUACAGCAAAUGCCUGCAUUACUUUCGCAUCAGAAGGAAAAAAUAAACAAGGAAGCUGUUUGGUUCCUAUCCAAUAUAACCGCUGGAAAUCAAGCUCAAGUGCAAGCUGUGAUUGAUGCUGGCUUAAUGCCAAUGAUUAUUCAUUUACUGGAAAAGGGGGAUUUUCAAACGCAGAAGGAAGCAGCAUGGGCAGUUUCGAAUGUAACAAUCAGUGGACGUGCCGAACAAGUGGAAUAUAUGGUUUCACAGGGUGUUAUACCACCGUUUUGUGCCCUACUUUCUAUACGUGAUUCACAAAUUGUGCAGGUUGUUCUGGAUGGCCUCAACAAUAUUCUCAAGAUGGCUGGACCUCGCUCGGAAGCAAUCUGUACAAUGAUUGAGGAAUGCGGAGGUCUGGAUAAAAUCGAACAUUUGCAAAACCAUGAAAGUGAAGAAAUCUACAAGCUGGCUUACGAGAUCAUCGAUAAUUACUUUUCGGAAACCGACGAUGAUGGAAUAGCGACUGGCGAUCAUUUCUUUGAAUCAACUCAGCAGAAUGUUCCAUCGGAGGGAUUCUCGUUCCAAUAACAAGGGUGUCGACAUUUGAAGAAUUUUUCACUAAUCCUUAAUCCCCGUCUGUCUACCCAUUCCCACCAGGUAUUUUGUUUGUCGUCCCGGAGAAUUAGUGCAGAAACGGCCGAAUUGUAAAACUUAUUUUUUUGUUGAAUUAACUUCAUGCCGUUUUGAAUAUAAGUGGAGAGACCUUUGUUGUAUCUAUCAAAAUUUUUUUUGUUCCCUAAGUUGAUUGUUUGUACCCUUUUCAGUUGCCUAAUUUGUUUUAAAAAAAAAUGCUUAAUGAUUGAUUGUUCCGUUUGAGUUAUUUGUCUGUUAUUCAAUCAAGAAGCUAUAAUCUCUAUCUUGUAUGAGGUAAAUUUAUUUUCUUUUUAUUUCAGAUAGUUUUUUUCCCGUUGGUAUGUAUGUUUCUUGCAAUGAAUAUUUUUUGUCUGUUUUUUGAUGAUUUUUGUAUGUAUGUCUUCACAUGUAAUUCUGCCAUCUUUUUGAAAUAUCCCACACCGAACCACGCUCGCUUAUCGUAGUGUUUUUUCGUAGUAAAGUGAAACUAAUCUACAAAGGGCAGCGAUGAUUUUCAGAAAAUAUUUAAGACAUUUUACGUAUGAGUGUCACUGUAUGAGUCUCUCCUCUAUCAUGAUUCUUGGAGCUGUUCGAUCACUUGGGCAAUAUGCGUUGCGAACAUGCAUACCAGACUUGAACAUUAGCCUUCCAGAAAAGACCCACCGUGCCAGUCAAACUUUCGGUUUUAUGCGUGAUCAAGUUAACGUUUGCCAGAGCCGUCUGCUUUCUUCAGUCCACUUUUUAUGUAAAGAGCUUCCCCAUUACUUAAAUCACUAUUUUUGUUUUGUUUGAAGAACUUUGCAGUGUCAAUUUUUUUAAAUCCUAAGCAUCGCUUUUUAAUCAUGUUUCAAGACCUCAUGUAAGAGGUUCUCUGUUUUAUCGAUUCUGCCCAAAAAAAAAGGAAGCCUUUUAGGUUUUGAUAAAGUUAAAGUAUAAUUUUUCCUAUAAACGGGUAUUUUGUUGGGCUUGUUUGUACAGUCGAAUCCAUCAUUUGCUAGUGUGAAAUUAAACGACUUGUUUUCUUUCUUUUACGUAGGAUAUUUUGUGGUUCUUUUCCAACAACUUUGGUGUGAUUGCUUCAAACAGCAGUGACCUUAGUUCACUAAUUGUUUUUUGCCAGACUGCUCAGUUUUCUUCCGUUAGUUUUGAAGAAAUCAGUGACACUGCAUUCCGUCUUUUUCCUGACUCUCCAGAAAAAACAUUUUGCGAGGGAGGCUUCUCAUGGUAAUUCAAAUUCUAUGUUUGACUGUAUGAUAUGAAUGCUUGGGUUAUGUUUGUAUGUAUGCUUUAAGUUUGGAAUUUAAGUUUCUUCAAUUUCUUCCGACUUUGACUGUAUCGCACGCUUUGAGCUAGAUUAUAUUUUAUUCGUUUUUAAAUUGCGAAUCUCCAAAUCUUUCUGUGGUUCUUCCUCUCAUCUUUUGCUUUUAAUUUUCCGCCUUCUAUUCUUCCCAUUCAGAAAAGGUCUCUCCAGCUCCAUGUCUGAAUCCCUAUGUUAAGCCUUGCCCAAUUGCCUCUUGUCUCUCUGCGUUCUAACGUUAUUAACUUAUGUUUAGUCCAUCAUUUUAAAGAAAUACAUUUUCCUACACCUCAGUUCGAGAGUUCGCAGGCAUGAUGUUUUUCCUCGAAGUUGAAAUAAUCAUAGGACGGUUAUGAAGUCAUAGAGCAAUGCACACUCCAGUCGAUUUCCUCAAUAAAUUUUCCUUCCAGGGAAGAUUCAGAAUGGAUUUCUCGGCUAUACAUGUAAGCUACAACGUACCCGUACGUGAAUGGUCUUAAGAAUUUUGUUCCUUUACUCUGUUGAAGAAAAUGAGACGGUAAGCUGGGUUCUCCUCAGGAGUGGUCUUCUUCAAAUGUUUUAAGAUUUCUUUUGCUAACCCACAGUAUCGCACAAACAUUAUGUAAAUCUUCGACUGUUUAUAUUUUGUAUUUUUACGUUCAUCUUUUUUUUGUAAUUUUAUCCUCAUAUUAAAGUCGCGUACUAUAUUCUGUGAUAAUUGUGAGCAGAAGACUAC
This is a messenger RNA of Loa loa (African eye worm), 3662 nucleotides long. Its product is annotated as importin alpha-3 subunit. Gene Ontology annotation, cellular component: cytoplasm; nucleus; nucleoplasm. NCBI's taxonomy places the organism in Eukaryota, Metazoa, Nematoda, Chromadorea, Rhabditida, Onchocercidae. Bases 61 to 1605 code for a protein of 514 amino acids. The record is from RefSeq and is a predicted model, not a curated record. The transcript has 10 exons. Gene Ontology annotation, molecular function: protein binding; nuclear import signal receptor activity. Gene Ontology annotation, biological process: NLS-bearing protein import into nucleus.